This is a messenger RNA of Cyclopterus lumpus (lumpfish), 2086 nucleotides long. It is a transcript of the gene ergic3, whose product is annotated as ERGIC and golgi 3. Gene Ontology annotation, biological process: retrograde vesicle-mediated transport, Golgi to endoplasmic reticulum; endoplasmic reticulum to Golgi vesicle-mediated transport. The transcript is spliced from 13 exons. NCBI's taxonomy places the organism in Eukaryota, Metazoa, Chordata, Actinopteri, Perciformes, Cyclopteridae. The record is from RefSeq and is a predicted model, not a curated record. Bases 113 to 1267 code for a protein of 384 amino acids. Gene Ontology annotation, cellular component: endoplasmic reticulum membrane; endoplasmic reticulum; COPII-coated ER to Golgi transport vesicle.
GUCUCGAGCGCAGGAAUCCGUCGCGUAACGUUUGUUGUCAGCGCGCGCGAGGGGGGCUUUCACGGUUUCUUUUUUUUUUGGGGGGUGGGGGGGAAAGAGGAAGAGAGGAAACAUGGACGCUUUAAAUAAGCUGAAGCAGUUUGACGCUUACCCCAAAACUCUGGAGGAUUUCCGCGUGAAGACGUGGGGCGGAGCGACCGUGACCGUCAUCAGCGGCGUCAUCAUGCUGAUCCUGUUCAUCUCGGAGCUGCAGUACUAUCUCACCAAAGAGGUUCACCCCGAGCUUUACGUCGACACGUCGCGAGGAGACAAACUGAAGAUCAACAUCGACGUCCUCUUCCCCCACAUGCCGUGUGCCUAUCUCAGCAUAGACGCGAUGGACGUGGCCGGCGAGCAGCAGCUGGACGUGGAGCACAACCUGUUCAAGCAGCGGCUGGACAAAGACCUGAAAGCCGUCACCCUGGAGGCCGAUAAACACGACCUCGGUCUGGCCGACGACGGGGAAGUGUUCGACCCCAGUUCACUGGACCCCAGUAGAUGUGAGAGCUGCUACGGAGCCGAGACCGAAGACCUCAAAUGCUGUAACACCUGUGACGACGUGCGCGAGGCGUACCGGCGGCGCGGCUGGGCGUUCAAGAACGCGGACACCAUCGAGCAGUGCAAGCGGGAGGGAUUCUCCCAGAAGAUGCAGGAGCAGAAGAACGAAGGCUGCCAGGUCUACGGCUUCCUGGAGGUCAACAAGGUGGCAGGAAACUUCCACUUCGCUCCAGGAAAAAGUUUCCAGCAGUCUCACGUCCACGUCCACGACCUGCAGAGCUUCGGCCUGGACAACAUCAACAUGACCCAUCUGAUAAAGCACCUGUCAUUCGGUGAAGAUUACCCCGGCAUCGUGAACCCUCUGGACGAGACGGACGUCACGGCGCCACAAGCAUCAAUGAUGUACCAGUAUUUCGUGAAAAUCGUUCCCACCAUCUACGUGAAAACCGACGGCGAGGUGGUAAAAACGAACCAGUUCUCGGUCACCCGGCACGAGAAGGUGGCCAACGGGCUGAUUGGGGACCAGGGUCUGCCGGGCGUGUUUGUUUUGUACGAGCUGUCGCCCAUGAUGGUGAAGUUCACAGAGAAGCACAGAUCAUUCACACACUUCUUAACGGGGGUUUGUGCCAUUAUUGGAGGCGUGUUUACAGUCGCCGGUCUCAUCGACUCGCUCAUCUACCACUCGGCUCGGGUCAUCCAGAAGAAGAUAGAGCUGGGCAAGGCGUCCUAACGGCACCUUGACCCUUGACCCCUCCACCCUAACCCCGCCGGCCUGCACGGUGCGAAACACACGAGAGACGGAGACACGCAGAGAGAGUUUUAAAGCUUAAUUCCUCUUUCUUCGUUCUGAAAAAGCACUGGAGAUGGACUUUAUUUUUUCUUUUUUUUUUGCUCUUGGAAAUCAAAUUUCUUCGUCCGCCUCCAGAAGCUCUUCGGGGUGGGGGUGGGGUGGGGGGUGGAGGGGGGGGACCUCCUUCCCUUCCCUUCCUGGUCACGUCCUGCUUCGGCGUCCUCAAAGUCCGUUAGAGGAUCCAGAGCACAGAGACGCGAGGAACCUUUAAAACCUUUGAAAUGGGAGACGUCGUGACACCGGGACGCAGGAAAAGAGACUUUUAUGGAUAAGUUUGGUCAUAUUUUCUUCUUCUUUUUUUUUUUGUUGUCAACGAAUCCCAUGAAGUAACAAACAAAACCAACGAAGAAGUGUUGUCUCUGUAUCCUCUUCCCCUUCCUCCUCUGGGCCAUUGAGCUCAGACGUAUUAAAAACACAUCAAGCAGCCUCACCGGGGCACUGGGUGACCCCUCCCUUCAUUGUGUACACGGUCACUGUAGUUUACACACACACACACACACACACACACACACACCCCCCCCGUCCUCCUGCCACGCGUGGAUUCAUCCGCCGCUGAAAAGAAAUCCGCAACAAAUGCACAAUUUAUUUAAGGAUCAGCCGUCAGUAGGAACCAGUGAGCUGUUGUUGUUGUUGUUGUCUUUUCAUGGGAUUUGUUGACAAAGCAGAACAAUACAGAAUAUCUCCAGUUAAACAUUUAAA